AUGCGCCGAAGCUCGAGGGAGAGGCGUGCGGCGGCGGCAGCGGCAGCGGCGGCGGCCGCGGUGGCGGAGGACGCGCCAGCACCAAGCAGCGUGCGUACUACCAACAACAAUAACCGCCGAGAGACCAACAACAACACUGACGAUGUGGGUUCUGGUGAUGCGAGGCGCUGGAGCAGAGGCAGCGGCGGCGGCGGCGGUGGCGCUGGAUCUCGCCGGGGCGGCAGGAAGAGCGGGACCAGGUCGCCGGCGUCGACGACGGGCGGCCGCCGCGGGGUCGGGGGGAGCAGCAACACCGCCGACGACUCGGAGAGCUCCUCCGAAUCGGAUGAGGACUACGUAGAACCACGCCAACAACAAGCCAAACGCGACGGCAGCAGCAGCAGCAGCGUCCCUCCAAGAAAAAGGGGACGGCCUUCGAAGGCUGACAUGGCGGCCGCCGCCGCCGCCGCCGCCGCCACCGCCACCGCUGCCGCUACGUCGUCGCACCGAUCCGCGGCGGCAGGUGGGAGACAGCCAACGGCUUCCCCGUUCACCACCCGAAAGUCCACAAGGAACAGCUCCGGAGCGGCUACCACCAACUAUGCGGCCGUCGAACCCCGGCGCAAGACUCCCAAGAUACCGCCGCCGCCCUUGCCCAAGGCCCCCUCGCUGAGAGCGGAGAUCGUCGAGCGCGCGCUCGAGAAAACGCCGGCGCAGGCGCCCGCGCAGGCGGCGCGGGGGGGCGCGGGGGGCGGGCGGGGCGCGGGGGCGGCGGCGGCGGCGGCCGCUGCCGCUGCCGAGGCGGCGGUUGAGGCGUUGGAGCCCGAGUUUCUCGAAGAUCUUCUGGCGUGCUGGGACUUCUUGCAGCUCAUGAGUGUAGCCGAGACUGAGGCGUACAACGGACCGAUCCCGUCGAUGGUACCGGGACAACCGCCCCUACCGGAGCAGACCGAUGGCAAGGGCGGGGGCGGAGGGGGGGGGGUCUUCCUGCGCCCGGUUCCGAGCCCCUUGGGGCCUAAGGGCUUCAAGGCGCCGACCCUGCCGCAGCUGUACGCGGCGGUGUCGAGUCCGGAGCAACGGGGCUGGCUCGACGCCCUGCAGGUCCGGCUUGUGGACAUGGUUCAAGACCAGAUGGUGUCCAGCCUCGACGAACGGGAGGCUGCCGCGACGACCAGGCCGAAUUCGGCGGCGCAGGGGAGAGCGGCGAGGAAGAAGCUUGGGAAAGGCGGCGGGAAGAUCGAGCCGCACCACCUGUCGCCCGCGUGCGUGUGGCUCGACGCUCAGCACGACGCGACCCACGGGGCGAGGUACAUCGAGAGCAUCACAGGCAACGCGGACAACCCGCCGCCUGCCAAGAAGGAGGUCAAGUCUCCGCUCCCGCCGUCGGGGUCGGGCAAGCCCCCCCCGGACGGAGGCAAGAAAGGGGAGCCCACAGAUGGAGAAGGAGGGGGAGGUGACGCGGCCGCGGCGGCGGCGAUCGCCGGGGAGGAGCCGCCAAAGGCAGCGGAAGGGGAGCCGAAGGCCGAGGCGGCGGCGGUGGCUUCGCCUUGGGCAGGAGCGGCGGCGAAGAAGAAGCAGCAGCAGCUGCAACUUGCGAACGGAGGCGGAUUCAAGAGCGCCGCCCCGUUCGUCUUGUCCUCCCCGCCCGCCGCGGCCCCGGAGGCGGGGACGGUAUUGGCGCCGGAGAGCUCGAAGAAGCCGUUGCCGUCCUCGGCAACCACAGCGAUAGCAACAAAAGCGGAAGCAACAGGGACAAGAGCAAAGGCGGAAGCAACAGGCACAAGAGCAAAGGCGGAAGCAAGAGCAGGAGUGGAAGCAGCAGAAGAAGCUGCUGCUGCUGCGUCGCCGGCCCCGACGGUAGCCGUCACCAAGGACAAGAGCGCGGCAGGAGCUCUGACGCCGGCGAGGGCAUUACUGGGGACGUCGGCCCGCGUAGCAGCGCUGGCGCGAGCGGCGGAGACAGCGGCGAAGGCGGCGGCGGAAAAGGCAGCGGCGGAAAAGGCCGCCGCCGCGAUUGGGGCGGCGAAGGACGCUGCCGCUGCCGCUCAGAGGUUGCAGCUGGAGGCGGCAGAGGCGGCGGCGCGGCGGGAGACAGGGGGGGUGCUAGGGGGAGAGGCGGCGGCGGCGGCGGGGCUGGACGAGGAUGAGGAGGACACGCCGGAGAGGAACCCCGGGCCGGACGCGGCGGUGCUGAGGGCCAUCAAGCUGCGACUGGAGCAGUGGCGGAAGGACAACACAAAGCGCGUGGAACAGGAAAACCUGGCCAGGAUUGCUCGCUACGGUGUGGCGGGCGGCGGCGACUCGAGGUUUGGAGGGCAGCUGUCCAGCGUGCUCGGGUUACAGAUGCCUAGCGCUGCCGCCGGCACUGCAUCGAAGUACGGAGCUCAGAACAUCCGGAGGUGA
Molecule: messenger RNA, 2382 nt
Organism: Ectocarpus sp. CCAP 1310/34
Lineage: Eukaryota; Phaeophyceae; Ectocarpales; Ectocarpaceae
Source: the annotation of a GenBank genome assembly